Messenger RNA from Drosophila rhopaloa, 1374 nucleotides. RefSeq names its product vacuolar protein sorting-associated protein 37C (gene Vps37B). Gene Ontology annotation, cellular component: ESCRT I complex. NCBI's taxonomy places the organism in Eukaryota, Metazoa, Arthropoda, Insecta, Diptera, Drosophilidae. Gene Ontology annotation, biological process: protein targeting to membrane; protein targeting to vacuole; ubiquitin-dependent protein catabolic process via the multivesicular body sorting pathway. Bases 109 to 753 code for a protein of 214 amino acids. The transcript has a single exon. The record is from RefSeq and is a predicted model, not a curated record.
UCACGGGCUUUGUUCCAGCUCUAAGUCUCUAAUAGUCAUUGAAAGUAAUAUAAAGUCGCAAAAUUAAAAUAGUUUGAUAGUCGACGAAGUCCCACACAGUCUGCAAAAAUGUACCAGGAAUACAUGAACCAAUUGCAGGCCUCCCUUACGCCAAUGGGCUCCGAUGAGCUGAAGGAGCUGUUGAACAACGACGACAAGCUAGACGAAAAGGUGGACGAGGUGCUCCAAGGGCUGCGAACACAGAAGACCAGCGUUUUCGAGGACAAUCGGAGUCGAGCUGAGCGAAACAUAGAGCGGGAGCCACAGAUCAUAGAGCUGCGUGGUCACCUGGCAGAGCUGUCGGAGGAGGGACGCACUCGUUGCUCCUCUGUGCAGGAGAAGCUGUCCGAGCUCAAGGAAAAGUCAGGCGGAGUGGGUCCAGAAACGUCACUGGCACUGUUGCAGACCGCAGCCUCCGAGAGCGAGGAGCAGACCGAGGAGAUGAUCAAGAAGUUCAACGACAGCGAUCUCGGGGUUGAGGCCUUCCUGGAGGAGUUCCUCGCCAGCCGGCGGACCAUGCACCUGCGUCGCCUCAAGGCCGAGAAGAUGCAGGACCUUAUGCGCAAACAGCGCCAGGGUCCUCCGCCCAACGCUUCUUUGCCAACCUACGGAAACUUGCCCUCUGGCGGAUUUUAUCCUUCGGCAGGCGGCUCCGCUCCAUACCCCAUGAUGGGUCCCCUGAUGCCCAUGCCCCCGCCGACCAGACCCUACUGAGCUAUUGGCCUCUGUUCGUAGCAUAUUUAACUGCCACUGCGCAUCAACUUUCACCAGGCGAGUUUAUUCGAUCAGUUAUAAAUGUAAUAAACAAAAGUUUCUUUGUCAGGCUAGCUUUACGUUUCCUUUUUAGGGCUACAUUUCAAUGUCGUUCUUUUAGUUGCCAUCACUUUAAAAGAUAAAAACAGGUAUAAUGACUUAUUUGGCAAAACGGCGUACUAGUUUAGACAAGUUAAGUCUGAUCAUUUUAAUGCCAGCUUUAGGAUGUGAUACUAUCCGAUCAAAAUUGAUCUUCGCAAAAAAAUCAUUUUCCGAAAGCACCCAAUAUUCCAAAAAAGUAUCUUCAUAUAGUUAAAAACUGUGUUUAUUGUUUAAAAUUUCAGAAUCCUCACUUUAAGUACAUAUUGCUUCAGUUUCUUCUUCUGAUUACAGUGGGUUAUUUGCAAAUCAGAGGGAACGUUCUAGCUGCUUUAAAAUUAACGUUUGAGGUGCUCUACAUCUCUGCCUGCACUAAACUAUGAUAAUAUAUAUGUAUAUGUAUAAAUUAAGCGAAAAUUAACAUUAAUAUUAGACAGUGAACAUUUCUUGUUAAAAAUAAAUUUUUUGGAUAAAAAUAUGAAA